CAUAAAGUCAGUUAUUACAAAUUAAACAUUUCAACAUUAAAAGUUUAAAAUAUGAAGUUUUUCGCAGCAAUUCUAAUCUUCUCAACUAUUUGCCUAGGAAUUGAGGCCGAACAGCCUGAUCAAAAAUUUGUAGGGUUUUUCAUGAAACUCGCUGAAACAUGUCAGAAAAAAAUUGGACCACCCGAGGGAGAUGUUAAAAAACUCUUUGAUGGCGCAUUCGAUAAGGGUGGUGCCAGUCAAGAUGUUCAAUGUUAUAUUAAAUGCUUGAUGGAAGAGUUCGAAACUACUGAUGAUGAUACCCAAAAGGACCUCAAAUCAAAUAUGAAUGAAGAAGCAGCAAAUGAAUGCAAUCUUGGAAAAAAGGUAGACGAUUGUGAGCAAGCUUAUAAGACUUUCAUGUGUGUUAAAGAGAAUGCUGACAAAAUAUUUAAGAAAGAAUAAGGAGCAUGUUUAUACGAAAUCAUGUUGUUAAUCUUCAAUUAGUUCUCAUUCACUGAAGAGCAAAA
Messenger RNA from Episyrphus balteatus (marmalade hoverfly), 506 nucleotides. RefSeq names its product general odorant-binding protein 56h-like. Gene Ontology annotation, biological process: sensory perception of smell. The transcript has 2 exons. The coding region runs from base 52 to 441 and encodes 129 amino acids. The record is from RefSeq and is a predicted model, not a curated record. Gene Ontology annotation, molecular function: odorant binding. NCBI's taxonomy places the organism in Eukaryota, Metazoa, Arthropoda, Insecta, Diptera, Syrphidae.